Cryptotermes secundus is the source of this 2390-nucleotide messenger RNA. Its product is annotated as dnaJ homolog subfamily A member 2. Gene Ontology annotation, molecular function: ATP binding; Hsp70 protein binding. The record is from RefSeq and is a predicted model, not a curated record. Lineage: Eukaryota; Metazoa; Arthropoda; Insecta; Blattodea; Kalotermitidae. Gene Ontology annotation, biological process: protein refolding; response to heat. The transcript has 8 exons. The coding region runs from base 70 to 1305 and encodes 411 amino acids. Gene Ontology annotation, cellular component: cytoplasm; cytosol.
ACAUCCCGUUCUUCCGAUGCUUCCUAUCCUAGUCUGUAGAAGUCACUCUCGUUUGGUAUUGUUUGGAAAAUGGCUGAUACGAAGUUGUAUGAUGUAUUAGGAGUUAGCAAAAAUGCUUCCGAUCUUGAAAUUAAAAAGGCCUACCGCAAGCUAGCCAAGGAAUUUCAUCCUGACAAGAACCCUGAAGCAGGAGACAAAUUCAAGGAAAUAUCAUUUGCAUAUGAAGUUCUGUCAGACAGUAAGAAGCGUUCAGUCUAUGAUAAAUUUGGACUGAAGGCAAUGCAGGAAGGGGGCCAUGAUGGCCCAGGCUUUGCUCCUGACGAUUUCUUUUCCCAUCUUUUUGGUGGGGGUCUGUUUGGAAUGGGCAUGGGUGGUGGCAUGGGAGCUAGACGACAGCACCGAGGUGAAGAUACAGUUCAUCCACUAAAGAUUUCAUUAGAAGAGAUGUACAAUGGCAAGACAGCUAAACUUCAGCUUAGUAAAAAUGUAAUUUGUGCAGCAUGUGAUGGGAAAGGUGGACGAAGCGGUGCAUCUCAUACUUGCCGUACCUGUCGAGGAUGUGGCGUUAAAAUUUCAUAUAGGCAGCUUGGACCUGGCAUGUCCCAGCAACUUCAAUCACGGUGCCCAGAUUGUCGGGGAGAAGGGAAAGUUAUUAAUGAGAAAGACCGCUGCUCACUUUGCCAUGGCAAGAAAGUGGUGAAUGAAACUAAAAUUCUGGAUGUCCACAUUGACAAGGGCAUGAGAGAGGGUCAGAAGAUUUACUUUCGAGGAGAGGGAGAUCAACAGCCUGAAGUUGAACCUGGAGACGUGAUCAUCGUCUUGCAUCAGAAACAUCAUGACAAAUUUCAGCGCUCAGGUGAUGACCUAGUGAUGACACAUACCAUCACACUCACAGAGGCACUCUGUGGGUUCUGCAUGGGGCUGAAACAUCUUGAUGGUCGUGAACUUCUGAUAAAACAUCCUCCUGGACAGGUUGUUAAACCAGGUGACAUUAAGGGUAUUGAAGGUGAGGGUAUGCCUCAUUAUAGAAAUCCUUUUGAGAAGGGCAACUUGUACAUCAAGUUUGAUGUUACCUUUCCAGAGAACCACUUCACAAAUGAAAUAAAGCUCAAGGAACUGGAGCAGCUGCUACCACCACGACCUACAUUUGAGAUGCCUAAGGGAGACAAUUUUGAAGAAGUGGACCUUCAUGAGUAUGAUCCCAAUGAACGCACUGCUGGUAUGUCUGGCCGGCAGGAAGCAUAUGCCAGUGAUGAUGAUGAACAUGCUGGUGGUCCAGGUGGCAUUCAGUGCUCUCACCAAUGAUGCCCCUGUUGCAACUUUAGUCUGGCCAAAUUGCCAUGUGGCUAAUUGCCUAAUGAUUCUGGGAGCUGUAUGAACUUUAUAUUUGAAUUUAUUUAAACGCAUACCUUAAUAGAAAAACAAUUGGUUGGUUCUUAAAUGCCUCAUCCAAGCAUCAUGUCAUUUCCAAGAUCUGUUUGUUGUAAUUUUUAUGGAUGAGAUUAGUGCAUUUUAAUUUUAUUUUAUAGAAUUGAAUAUCUCUCAUGUGAAUAUCCCAAACAGUGUGCUAAAGGUUAGUGCUGUGGAAAAAAAAAAAGAAAGCUUGUCUGACCAUAAUGUUUAUAAAGCAAAACAUUUUACUCGUUGAAAAAUUCAUUAAAAAUAAGACACUUGGUCAUUCUUUAAUAAUUUAAACGUUUCUCCUAAUAGUGAUCACACAUUCAAAAUGCUAGUUGUCAAGAGAUAAAACAUUGUAACACAUAGAAUUGGGGAGAACAGUGUACUGCUGUGGUUGGUUAUAUAUUACCCAUCAAAAAUAAUAUAAAUUAAGAGUUUUUGUUACUGUCAUGUUUUGCUUGUGCAGUGUUGAGGGAGACUGUAUGAUAUGUUUUAAUAUACCCAUGAGUGGAUAUGAGUGAAUUAUUACGGUUACUCAUUAUGUAAAAAAGUGAAAAAUAACGUAGUACAUAACUGUAUGUCUUGACAGAGCUGAAUGGAUUAAAUGUAAGAAGUGCUCCAAUGUUAAAAAUGCAGAAUGCAUAAACAUGUGUAAAAUGUGUCACAGUAUUUAUUCUUUUUGUAUAUAUUAGAAACGGUCUCUGUGAAGUCAGGAGUAGCUCUGCAACUAUCCUGAAGGAGGAUCAUGAAUAACAGUUGGCUAAUAUUGAAAUGUAUGCAAUCCAUCAUUGAGGACCAGCAUUUAUAACCUGUAAUCCAAACAGUUGUUGCAUCUUACAAUUGCAUGAUGAUAAACAAGAAUUUUCCAACCAGGACUGGAAGAAAAUAAAUAAAUUGUUGAUUUUUUUAUGUGCAUGAUAGAUUGUUUUGCUUGAGGGUAAAGAAAACAGACAUUUUGAAAAAAAUAUACCAAGAGGUUUGAGAAUUUUAAA